GAGUAACAGAGUGAUGUAAUGAGGCCCGGAAGCAGGCAAUUUGCUGCCCGCGGCAGCCGCAGUUGCGCGAGACAACCUGCCCGGAGUACCUUCUUCUUGAUACCGUGGUCCAGCCUCCUCCGUAUCGGACACCUGACCGACCAAGCUUACAAAAAGUGAUGUCGUGAAAGAGCGCGGAUUAAAAAAAAAAAGAAAAACAAACCAUACGUGUAGUGGCCGCACGGGCGAGUACGUGAAAAAACAAAAUCGUCAGUGCGUGUCGAGAGGAGAAGAUAAUUAUUUCGUAUGAUGCACACGCGGUCUGUUUGGAUAACGUUGUUUUCUAUUCGAUGUAAUGAGUGUAAACGCAAGUUGCAAGUUGCUGGCGUAAUAUACAUUUUUAUGCAUCAAAGAUUUUAGUUUCAUCGAAAUUAAUGUUGUUUCUAAGUUUCUGGUGAUUGCAACGUUAAAUCUGGACAAGGAGAUACAAGUGAGCGGAACAUUUAUCCAAAAUUCAAUAACGCUUAUCCAAUUCUCAUCGCAAAUUGAUAUAUACGUAUAUUUCAGUCCACGUAUCAUUAUGUUACUUACAAUCAUAUUCAAUUAAAGCACUUACUGUACUAUUAAAAUAUUGCGUAGUAUAUUUAUUAGCGUCAUUGAGAUAACCCCCGUAUAAGUAAUUAAAAAUUACGAUAACAGAAAAAUCAAGACUAAAAUGAUUGUGUGUAAACACUCCUAUUUAAUAAACGGAACAAAUUCUCGAUAUAUAAAAAUCACAUAGUUUAUGGGCUACAAUAUCCCUGACGGCCGAUCGUUCGAGUCAGAUUUUAAACUGUCAAACAGGACCGUGAAGACAAUCCGGCUGUGCGCUCAUCGUGCCGCGGAACGGUGUGACUAUGUGACAGUUUUGUGAUUAGAUUGACCUCAAUACGAGCUGGAUAUCCGGACGUACCUACAAGAGUGCUUUUAUUCUUAACCAUUCCGACUGAAUAUUUGCCAACGUUUCACGACAAUCAAUGGUUUAAGAUGACCAAAAAAAGAUUUUGCGUUUUGCGUUUUGCUGGAUUAUUCUAUUAGAUAAUCCCAGGGAAAAGAAUAAUUCGAACAAUCUGCACAUCAAGUGAAACGAGUACAGGUUCAUCGUGAAAAUUGUCACAGUGAUUGAAGGGGCUCUUUGGUGAUGUACGACAGCGCUAGCUGUUCGUACGCAGGUGCGCUCGAAUUAAAGGGAGCCUCCGGGGCCGGUGCCGCGGCCGCGGCCGCCGCCGGUGUAACCGCGGCCGGCGUCAAGCAGGAGAACUGGCCGUAUCGCGGCCUGACCUGCGGCAGCACUUUUCAACGGCUCAAGGAAAGCGUCGACAAGGCGAAACAAGCCCUCGCCGAUCGCAGUGGCUACCUUGCGGGUGCGUUUUCGCCGCCACCGCGCGCCAACCCGUCCACCAUUUCGCCCACUGCCUCCAUCACUGAUGCUGGCAGCUCUUAUAAGGGAGGCUGGAGUCACGCCACAUCGCCGGCACCUGGUCAAGGCUAUGGAAGCAGCUUAUCAAAGACAGCAUUGGACACGCACAGCCAUCUCAGGCAGCCUGCAGAUCCUUAUCAAAUGUUCGGGGCGACGAGCAGUCGACUCGCGAGCUCCGGUUCCGGUCAGAUUCAACUCUGGCAGUUUCUACUCGAGCUUCUGUCGGACUCGAGUAAUGCCGCGUGCAUCACGUGGGAAGGAACUAACGGCGAAUUCAAGUUGACCGAUCCCGACGAGGUGGCGAGACGAUGGGGCGAGAGGAAGUCUAAACCUAAUAUGAAUUACGACAAAUUGUCGAGGGCUCUAAGGUAUUAUUACGACAAGAACAUCAUGACGAAGGUUCACGGCAAGAGGUACGCGUACAAGUUCGAUUUCCAGGGUCUGGCAGCCGCGACGCAGCCGGCGGCGGCCGAUCCGGCGGCGUACAAGUACCAGAGCGAGCUGUUCAUGUCCGGUUACGGUCAUGCCAAGCUGAACCUGAUGCCGCCGCCGGCGGCGUCGGUCUCGGUUUCCGUUCCUGGCGGCCUCUUUCAAUCGGCAUCGAGCUACUGGUCGACGAGCCCGGGCGCCAACUUGUAUGCCGGCCAUCACACGGCCUCCGGACACGUGCCACCUCAUCUCGGCACCUAUCCGCAUUACGCAUGACCCGCCGCCGAGCACUGGGGCGCCCUGGGCACGCCGCGUUGAAACAUUUCUAUCGAAAGAGUACGAGCCGUUGCUGCCACGUUGUCGGCGACAACGUGUGUAAUCGUAAAUUACACAGUCUUUUAUUCCCCCCCGGCCCCCCCCGGAGGCUCGGACCGCACAUUGCUUCAGGUAUUUGCACGAAUCUGUCCAUUCUGCGUAUGUAUCCAUUCUUAUUGUCUUCUUUUAAUGAAUGCGAACAUGGCGGAAGGGUAGGCGAUUUGGCAAAUUUAUUUUCCCCUUUUUUCAUCCAAUUCGUAGAUUAUUUAUCUUGAAAGGAAAUUCGUUUGCACCGACCAGCACUGAUGAAUAAUUAUGUACAAUCGUCGAUCACGAGUAGAUAUACAGCUUUAUAAUCGACACGUAAGUAGUAAAUGACAAUCACGAAAUAGUAAGAGAAAAGGGUAACCCGGUCAAAGUGACGCGCAUACAGGAAUUUAUUAAUAAUAUAGUACUUUGCUUUAAAUAAGAUUUUUAACAAUUCUGAUAACAAUAAGUUAAAAUGCUAUCAAAGGAAAAUAUUGAGUAAAAGAUUCAAAUUAAGAAGAAAGAUCUAUGUGCUAAAAUAUUCUUAAUCUUGUGCUACACUUAUGAUACAAAUAUCGACAAUGAAAUAAGCAUAGCGUCUUUUCAAUUUUAUUAGCAGUAUAGUGCAACUGCUUCUUCACACUUAUUUGUUAAGUAAUUAAAAGAAGAAAGACAUGAAUGCGCGAGGCGUGCAUAUUUGUGUAUAAAACAUUGAUAUUUAAGACGCGUUUGGACAGAUUUAAUGUCUAAAAUCCUACAUGCGAUACAAUCGCCCCAAUAAAGUGUGCAGUACACUGUUGAAAAUUUUUCGAUGCAAUACCUAAGCAACGCGUCGUAAUCAGUGAUUACUUAUGCACCGCCUUAUAUAUGUAUAGAGGCGACGAUUUUACGUAAUGAGUACUUUACGGAUUCUGAUUCGCCGCGGCCGAUGGGGUGCGCUUCAAAAAAAAAAAAUUAUUAUUGUAAGAACGUUGUACAUAUACAGUAUAAUGCAUUACGUUAGUAACACAGGGUGUGUGCAUCCGUGAGAUAAUUCGCAUGAAUCUUUUUACCGUUACUGCUGUGGUGUCACUUUGUAAGAGACACGUGCGCAUCGAAAGAACGUGCUCUCGAAAAUUUUCUGACUCUGUGGGUUUUUUUUUUUGAUAGGUGAAAUCAAUUCUAAUAAUUUCUUGCCAAAUAUCGAUACCAAAGAAAAUUAGUUCUUCUUUAUAAUUUGCUAGUAACAUAUUUUAAGU
This is a messenger RNA of Camponotus floridanus (Florida carpenter ant), 3447 nucleotides long. It is a transcript of the gene Ets65A, whose product is annotated as transcriptional regulator ERG homolog. Lineage: Eukaryota; Metazoa; Arthropoda; Insecta; Hymenoptera; Formicidae. The coding region runs from base 1160 to 2143 and encodes 327 amino acids. Gene Ontology annotation, molecular function: sequence-specific DNA binding; DNA-binding transcription factor activity, RNA polymerase II-specific. Gene Ontology annotation, biological process: regulation of transcription by RNA polymerase II; cell differentiation. The transcript has 6 exons. Gene Ontology annotation, cellular component: nucleus. The record is from RefSeq and is a predicted model, not a curated record.